AUGUACCAGGGUUUGGCGAACCCACCGCCUUACACGGCGCACCCGGACCCGGUGGGGAGCUUCCUGCACUCGGCCAGUUCAGCGGUUUACGUGCCGGGCUCCCGGCUGAGCGGGGCUUUCCCAUACCCCCAGCAGGCCAGCCCGCUGUCCCCACACCCAGCCUGGGCUCAGGCACCAGCGACGGCGGGCAGCGGAGGGCAGGAGGCCCCGUGUAGCCGCCACUCCUCCUCCUCCUCCUCGUCCUCCUCCUCCUCCUCCUCCAGCCCUCCCGGAGUCUCUCCCCGGGAGACCGCCUUCAGCAGCCCGCUCGCCAUCUCCUCCGCCGCCGCUGCCGCCGCCGCCGCCGCCGCCGCUGCCGUCCGGGACCAGGUCAGCAUCAGCUGGACCCUCAGCGGCUCCUUCCCCAACCACUACCCGCAGUACAUGAGCUCGGAGGCGGCCAGUGCCUGGAGCCCGGCUCCAAUGGAGAAUCCUGCCUUCAGCUUGAUCCCAGCUCGCAGGCACGGCGAAGAAUUGCUUGAUGAUGUCCUUGAGGGCCGAGAGUGCGUGAAUUGUGGUGCUAUGUCCACGCCUCUGUGGCGGAGAGAUGGAACUGGCCACUAUCUGUGCAAUGCAUGUGGACUCUAUAACAGAAUUAAUGGAAUUAAUCGACCCCUUAUCAAACCUCUGAAACGGCUGUCUGCAUCUCGGAGAGAAGGACUCUCCUGCUCUAACUGUCACACCACUACUACCACUCUGUGGCGUCGUAAUGCUGAGGGGGAACCUGUCUGCAAUGCCUGCGGACUGUACAUGAAGCUCCAUGGGAUACCACGACCUUUAGCAAUGAAGAAAGAGGGAAUUCAGACCAGGAAACGCAAACCAAAGAAUGUGAACAAAGACUCCCCUUCUGCAGUACCCUUCUCAAGUGUGCCAACCACCCCUAGUAGCACUGCUGCUGGAGCUUUAGAACUUAUCACACCAAAGACUGAACCAGGUCUUUACUCAUCUGCGUGCAGAAUUCAGAAGGUCAGCUCACAGGACACUUCAGUGACAGGUGACAAUAACCUUCGCUUCAGUAUUCCAUCUCUAAAACUGACAAACCCAGGUGAAGCAGCCACAAGUAGAGAUUCCAAGGGAGGCAAACCUUAUCCCUGGGGCAACAUGGAUCUAGUCUGACACUAAAGUGACCUCCAAAACAAUUCUCCAAAAGCUACACAGAUGGAGUAUGCAACUGAGAUUCAGUUUAUCAGAACGAAAACUGGAAAUGAUAAAAAGAAGAUAAGAGAAUGCCAGGAAAAAAAAAUCAAAUGGAGUGCUGGAUCAUAUUGUGUUAUAAUUUUAAAAAUUGAGUAUGCAAAAAUUAUGUCUUAAUGCCAAGGCUGAGCACCACUUAAAUUCACUGUCUAGGUGACCUUGGUGCAAUUCUGAUCCAACAUUGUUAGUAAUUAAGUGCCUUUUUCUUGGACCAUCACUUGCUUUAUGCCUCUGGCUUUCCACUUGACAAUGGAUAUUUUGGCGUGUACUCCCUGGACAGUUGCAGCUAUGGGACAGUUUGAAC
Molecule: messenger RNA, 1537 nt
Organism: Hemiscyllium ocellatum (epaulette shark)
Lineage: Eukaryota; Metazoa; Chordata; Chondrichthyes; Orectolobiformes; Hemiscylliidae
Product: transcription factor GATA-4-like
Exons: 6
Coding region: 1-1155 (384 amino acids)
Biological process (GO): cell fate commitment; positive regulation of transcription by RNA polymerase II; negative regulation of transcription by RNA polymerase II
Cellular component (GO): nucleus
Molecular function (GO): RNA polymerase II cis-regulatory region sequence-specific DNA binding; zinc ion binding; DNA-binding transcription factor activity, RNA polymerase II-specific
Source: RefSeq, a predicted model, not a curated record